Molecule: messenger RNA, 708 nt
Organism: Salvia splendens (bonfire salvia)
Lineage: Eukaryota; Viridiplantae; Streptophyta; Magnoliopsida; Lamiales; Lamiaceae
Product: protein FAR1-RELATED SEQUENCE 5-like
Exons: 2
Coding region: 1-708 (235 amino acids)
Source: RefSeq, a predicted model, not a curated record
AUGGAAGAAGUGGUUGUUGUACCUGAAUGUCCUCCCUCGAUGAAGUCUGUUGUAGGUCAGAAAUUCCAGUCAUUGGAUUUCGCUUUUGCUUUCUACGACAUAUAUGCCCGGGCAGUUGGCUUUGAUACGCGCAAACAAGCUAUGAGGAAGGUUGAUGAUGUCACCACGUGGUAUCAAGUUGUAUGCAAUAGGGAAGGACAGAAGAAGGGUGAAGAGGAUGACCAGUUGAAUGCCCGUUCUGGUUUCACAAUCAAGCGUAGGAAGUUAUCUAAGCGGUGUGGUUGUACAGCUAAUAUAUCCUUCAGGUUUUUCUCGGAAGAUUGCUCGUCAGGAUACAUAAUUCAGGAGUUCAAUGAGAUUCAUAACCAUCAAAUGGUUGAGACGGAACAGCAGAAAUUCAUGUCAAGUAAUCGCAAGUUGGAUGAUGUACAUCACAAAUUUAUACUAGACUGUUCCAGGGCGAAUAUAGGACCCACGCUUACAUUUAAGGUAUUGAAGGAGAUUCUUGGUGGGUUUGACCUGGCUGGUUGCACUGUGGGGGAUAUCAGGAAUGCCUCAUGGGACAUAAAAGCAUAUGCACAAGGAGUUGAUGUACAAAUGGUGUUGGAUGACAUGGCUAGGAAGAAGGAGAUGUCCGAGGCUUUCACCUAUCACUACGAAGUUAACGAAUUUGACCACUUGGUUGCUUUGUUUGGUGCGAUGGUGUGA